GUUUUGGGAGCGGAGUGAAUGUGGAUGUGGAGAGAGAGAGAGAGAAAGAGGAGGACGAGGCAGCAGGGAUUUAGCGCAGAAACCUUUGGGGCUUAAAGUGACAACAUAGUGAUCUCAGCUACAUUCCUGAUUGGGCAACAGUUGGUGACAUGAUGGCGCAAGUUCUUCAUAUGGAUGCCGCCCACUUCCCAGGGAAGCCUGGUCCUUCUCUCUCAGCCAUAAAAGACCCAGAGGUGGCCUAUUCGGUGGAGACGCCCUAUGGUUACCGCUUGGAUUUGGACUUCCUCAAAUAUGUUGAUGACAUAGAAAAGGGCCACACUAUAAAACGAGUGCCAGUGCACCGCCGACCCCGCUAUGGCUCCUUGCCCCGUGGCCCAGGAUACACAGGCUCGUGGUGGACCUCUACGGAAUCCCUCUGCUCCAAUGCGAGUAAUGAUAGCCGCCACUCUUCUUACUCCUACUGUGGAAGAAGCUUCUACCCAGCGUAUGAGAGCAGAGGUGGUGCACAGGCUCCACAUAACUUUAAUCCAAGGGUGGAGAAGACAUUGCUCGAUGCCAGUAAGAAGUUGGAAGCAGGGCAGUCUCGCCCUCUGAGCCUUGGAUGUCGCUCCACCAGCUCUCUGUCUACUCAGUCUCUAUCUCGCUUGCCCUCAACCUCUUCACAGCAGAUGUCUUCGUUCACCCCCCUAAGCUCUGGGAUGUCUACUCCAGUAUCUCCUUCCCCAGCCCAGCUCCAGCAUGUGCGAGAGCAGAUGGCAGUGGCACUCAAGAGGUUGCGCCAGCUAGAGGAACAGGUGAAGAUGAUCCCUGUCCUGCAGGUGAAGAUCUCCGUUCUCCAGGAAGAGAAACGCCAGCUCAGCGUCCAACUCAAAAGCCAGAAAUAUCUUGGACACCCACGGGGUAACACUAGGGGCAAGGACAGAGGUGAGCUUUACAUAGAGAUUCCAGAGGAAGAGUCAAAGGUGGAGAAAGAAGAAGGUGAAGAUGAAGUAGUGGGUAAGGUGGAACCCCAAAAGGAAGAGAUGAAACAGGAAGAAGCCAAAAGAACAAAAGAUGUGUGCAAGAAAGAGAUGGUGGAAACCAGCAGUGCACCUGGGAAAAAAAUGUGCAGUGUUGGGGUGUGGGUGCGAGAGACAGACUUUGCCCCAGUUCCCAUAAGGCAGCUAGAGGCAGACAAGCAGAAGAUGCUGGUCCAGGCUCUGUCUGCCAAAAUAGCGGUUCUUGAAAAGCAACUUGGCCGAGCAUUAAUAGAAGUUCAAAAUGCCAACCACAAGCUGGAGGAGGCAGAAAAGGCAAGGAGAGCCGAGGAGGUGUCAAAGAGGGAGAAGAAGGAGGAGGUGCGGGCAGAUGGUGUCAAAGUGGCCAGGGUGGAGCGAGGCAGUGAGGUGGUCUCCAGCACCAAAGUAGGACACGGGGUCCAGCCACAGAGAGCACGAGGCCUGGAAUGGAGGGGAGGAACAGUAAAAGCAACAGAAGGAGAGGAGGAACGGGUCUACAAAAGCAGGGAGGUUGUGGAGAAGCCAUUACUCUCUCCCUCAGGACCACUUCCCACAAUCCAUCUAGUCAAGAAGAUCAGCAUCACUGGUCACUGUACUACAGAAGAGCCUGCGACACAGGGGAAUAUGGGAGAGGUCCCCUCCCUGGGCCAGACAACUACGAGGAGUGAGUUUAUUGUUUCCACUGCGGAGAGAAGAGAAGGAGACAUCGCAGACACAAGUAAGGAGCAAGAUAAAGGCCAGAGGAAUCUGCAGGAGGAACAACAAGUGAACCCUCUCCAAUACCCCCGCCUGAAUGGAGAAAUGGACUCGGCAUCUUCAGAGGAUUCUGGGACUAUGGAGAAUCCUUCAGACAGUGAGAGCACGGAAAGUGAAUAUCAUGAGGCGAGCGAGGCACCAGCAGGGGCACAAGCUGAACUGAACUUGUUAGAUGUGAAUAUCAGUAAUAUCCCAAAGAAUACAGAGAAGGAACAACCAGCUGCCCCCACAGCCACAAUGUCUCCCCUCAGGCCUACACCGAGAGUGGAGCUGAGUAAUGUGCUGAUUUCGGGUUGUGUGGCCCUUCAGAAGUGUCUAGAUGAAGGAAUGGCACUUCCAGACAUAGAGAAGACUGCAGCACAUGGUGCAAUUUUGCAGGAAUGGAUGAAGAUCCUGCGGCAGAAGGACGUAGACCCGUCCGUGAUUCGUCACCAUCUAACAGUGUUUCGUGCCAUGUCUCCACGCCUGCUGGAAGUCAUCAUAAACAUGGCCGACGGCAAGGGGAACACGGCAGUGCACUAUGCAGUGUCUCAGUCUAACUUCACUGUGGUCAGGCAGCUCCUGGAUACGGGCCUAUGUGAUGUAAACAGACAGAAUAAGGCCGGUUUCACACCCCUCAUGCUCACGGCCCUGGCGGCUUUUCGGUCUAAUGAAGACAUCGAGACAGUGACGCAGAUGCUACGCCUGGGAGACGUGAACUGCAGAGCCAGCCAGGCUGGCCAGACAGCUUUGAUGUUGGCCGUCAGUCAUGGGAGGUUGGAUGUGGUUCGGGCUCUGCUGGCAUGUGGAGCAGACGUCAACAUACAAGAUCACGAUGGCUCCACGGCACUUAUGUGUGCAUGUGAACACGGACACGCUGAUAUCGUCUGUCUGCUCUUGGCUGUACCUGCAUGUGAUGUGUCACUCACAGAUAAUGAUGGAAGUACAGCUCUGUCUAUUGCGCUGGAAGCUGGACAGAAUGAUGUUGCAAUGCUGCUCUCUGCACAUAACUCCAAGACAUCCAAUCAGGAUAAAGCAACAGACCCAAAAUGCCAGAGAGUGAACCCAUCAGAUGAAUCCCAGUAAGAGGAGGAAUUUGGGUGACGCUCAAGUGGGGGCCACAGAGACACUGCAUGCCGUCCAAAGCUAUAAGUGGCCCCUGUAACACUGCACUGCAAAACCACUUGGAUUAUACACUCGGCUUCAGCACCAUGGAGAGAGGGAGGGGAGAGAUAGAGGAAGAGAGAAGCUACAGCAGAGGGAGCAGCGAGAGAGAAUCCAGAGGGAGAAGCUAAGGGAAAGCAGAAAUAGUUGAUGUAAGGAAGGGAAAUAAUGAGGGAAUCAGAGAAAGGAGAAUGGGAAAGUAAGUGGAGAUUAUGGAAAUGGAUGUAGAGAGAUGAGGAGGAUCAGGUUUGUAUUUAGGAGCAGAGGGGCCCAUGGAAAAAGAGACUUAGUGUGGCACCACUAUUUAUAUCAAGCAGUUCCAACCUUUUGCCCUUGAGUUGUUGCUCAACUAAAAGACUAGACACUCCCCAACAUCAGCGCAUCAGGGAAUAAUUGCGCAACAACAGAAGUUGGGCAAAAAUGCUAAAAAGUUCAGUUGCCGUCUCUUCAUACUAAAGCUGCAAUGCCACAGGCCAAUCCCAGGGGGCGCUGCUUGUUAAUUUGAGGCACAUAACUGAGCUUUUGUCAUUCAUUUCUAUUUUAUUUAUACCCCCCUGGGCUAGUGACCACUGCUUGCAACCCCUCCGAGGACUGGUCUGGCCCUAAAAGACAACAAGGGCAACGAAGGCCUGUGAUUGGUGGGUUAUUUUCUAAAGGGAAAGUCAACUCUCAAGUCAAAGAAGGGGAGACUGAGGGCUGUUGUGAAAGGUUGAAUAGUGAAAAGACUGAGAAUGUGAAAAGAAGAGAGUGGAGAGAGGUAGGAGAUGCCAUAGCAAUAACACAGGGUUGGGGAAAAGCCUCACCUUUCUCCUCUGUACCAGUCAGUUAAGCUCAUUCCAUAUGAUUCAGCAAUAAUACAGUUGUUAUACAGGCACUGCAAUUUAUAUAUUUUUGUUAUGCAUACAUAUAUGUAUUUUAUAAAAACUGUAUCACUAUAUAUAUAUAAUUGUAAAGAAUAUAUAUAUGUA
Molecule: messenger RNA, 3865 nt
Organism: Xenopus laevis (African clawed frog)
Lineage: Eukaryota; Metazoa; Chordata; Amphibia; Anura; Pipidae
Gene: kank2.L
Product: KN motif and ankyrin repeat domains 2 L homeolog
Biological process (GO): negative regulation of G1/S transition of mitotic cell cycle; negative regulation of actin filament polymerization; negative regulation of transcription by RNA polymerase II
Cellular component (GO): mitochondrion; cytoplasm
Source: RefSeq, marked provisional